Molecule: messenger RNA, 2214 nt
Organism: Lactuca sativa (garden lettuce)
Lineage: Eukaryota; Viridiplantae; Streptophyta; Magnoliopsida; Asterales; Asteraceae
Biological process (GO): DNA repair; telomere maintenance
Molecular function (GO): DNA helicase activity
Source: RefSeq, a predicted model, not a curated record
AUGCAACCUGAUUACAAGCUUCCUACCAUGGAACACAUUCAUCAAUUUAUUUCAGCUGAGAUUCCAAGUAUUCACCAAGAUCCUGCUUUGUAUUCACUUGUGAAGGAGUUUAUGAUACAUGGUCCAUGUGGUGCUCAAAAUGUCAAUUGCCCUUGCAUGGUGGAUAACAAAUGCUCUAAAAACUUCCCAAAGAAUUUCUCUGAACAUACUUCAAUUGAUGAGAAUGGUUUUCCUACAUAUAGGAGAAAAAACGAUGGAUCGUUUGUAGAAAAAUCUGGUGUCCAGUUAGAUAACCGAAAUGUUGUUCCAUACAACAAAUAUCUGUUGAAAAGAUACCAAGCACACAUAAAUGUUGAAUGGUGCAAUCAGGGAUCUUCUAUCAAGUAUUUAUUCAAAUAUAUUAAUAAAGGCCCGGAUAGAGCUACUGUUACUUUUGUACAAAAUAACAAUGGUUCUGAUAAAGAUGAUACAGUCGAUGAGAUAAAAGAAUACUAUGACUGUAGAUAUCUUUCUGCAUAUGAAGCAUCUUGGCGAAUUUAUGGAUACGAUGUUCAUUACAGACAUCCUUCAGUGAUGAGACUUCCUUUUCAUCUACCUAAUCAACAACAAGUUGUCUAUGGUGCAGAUGAUGAUAUCGAUGAUGUUCUUAACCAGCCUUCAGUUGCUUCGUCGAUGUUCACAUCUUGGAUGGAGUGCAACAAAGUUUACAAACAAGCAAAAGAACUAACUUGUGUUGAAUUUCCAACUAAGUUUGUUUGGAAGCUUGAUUUAAAGACUUGGAAGCCUAGGGAGGUCGGAUAUUCAAUUGGCAGAAUUCAUUCAGUGUCACCUAAUCUUGGCGAAGCAUAUUUCUUAAGAAUUCUUUUAAACAAAGUGAAAGGACCAAAAUCAUUUGAAGAAAUCCGCAUGGUUAAUGGUGAAAUAUGUCCUUCAUUUAGAGAUGCAUGUUAUGCUCUCGGCCUCUUAGAUGAUGAUAAAGAAUACAUCGAAGCUAUUAAGGAGGCAAGUCAGUCUGGAUCCGGUUAUUACUUACGUUUCUUAUUCGCCACCAUGUUAUUAUCUCACAGCUUGUCUAGCCCGGAUGUUGUGUGGGAAAACACAUGGGAAUACUUGUCGGAUGGAAUUCUUUACUAUCAACAACAAAGAUUAAAAUCUCCAGUUUUAUCACUUAAUGAAGAUCAAAUUAAGAACCUGACUUUGUUUGAGAUUGAACAAAUUUUACUUCAUAACACUUCAAGUCUCAAAAAUUUUACAAGGAUGCCUUUGGCCGAUGCUGAUUCUGUAUCCUCUUCAAACAAUCGUCUUAUUAGUGAGGAGCUAGAUUAUGAUAUACCAAAUUUAAAGAAUGAGUUUGAUCAGCUUUCUAUUGCAUUAACAUCUGAGCAACAAAACAUUUUUGAUGAUAUAAUGACUGUAAUAAACAAUAAUGAAGGAGGUGUUUUCUUUGUCUACGGUUAUGGUGGAACGGGUAAAACCUAUCUUUGGAAGACAUUAUCGACCGCAGUUAGAUGUAAUGCUAAAAUUGUUUUAAAUGUUGCUUCGAGUGGGAUUGCUUCUUUAUUAUUAACCGGUGGAAGGACAACACAUUCAAGGUUUAUAAUUCCUUUGGUUCUUACUGAGGUUUCUAUUUGUUCCAUAUCACCAGAUAGUGAACUCGCCAGUCUAUUACGAAAAACCUCAUUAAUCAUUUGGGAUGAAGCACCCAUGAUUCACAAGCAUGCAUUUGAAGCUUUAGAUCGAACUUUGAAAGAUAUAUUCAAGUGUCAUAAUCCUAGAAACGAAACUUUGCCAUUUGGAGGGAAAGUAAUUGUUUUUGGAGGAGAUUUUAGACAAAUUUUGCCUGUUAUUCCAGGUGGUAGUAGACAAGACAUUGUUAAUGCUUCAUUAAGUUCAUCAUAUUUAUGGCAAAAAUGCAAACUCUAUCAACAAACCAAGAAUAUGAGGCUAACUGUUGGAAGUGAUACAUCUGCUUUUCAACAGACAAUGGAUUUUGCAAAAUGGCUUUUGGAUAUAGGAGAAGGGAAAUUUGGUGGUUUUAAUGAUGGCGAAGCGAUUAUUGAUAUUCCGGACGAUCUUCUGAUUAAUGAUCCUGAUGAUCCUAUAGGUUCGUUAAUCGAGUUUGUAUAUCCUUCAAUUCUUGAAGCUUCUAGCAAUCCAGAAUACUUUCAAGAAAGAGCAAUACUUGCUCCAAAAAUGAAGUUGUCGAAAAAAUAA